AUGUUUCAAAUUGAAGCAAAACCUGUAUAUAAGUGGAAUUACAAAACUUUAGCCAAGUGGCUGAAAUACAAAGGCUAUGAUAAGAAAGACAUCAACAUUCUCAAGAAAGAUCACUUUAAUGGUUAUAUCAUGCUCACCAUUGAAGUUCAAGACCUUAUUUCUCUAGGUUUAGAACCUGAAAAGGCCAAGUUAAUACUUUCAUCUCUUGUGGACUUGAGCCUCAAGCAAGAUGGACAUAUUGAGAAGUCAUUUGAUUGUGAGAUUAUAUUGCCUUCAACUCCAGUCAAAUCUACGUCGUCUUUUUCAUUUGAUUAG
Naegleria fowleri is the source of this 315-nucleotide messenger RNA. RefSeq lists its product as uncharacterized. Bases 1 to 315 code for a protein of 104 amino acids. Lineage: Eukaryota; Heterolobosea; Eutetramitea; Acrasida; Naegleriidae. Gene Ontology annotation, molecular function: protein binding. The transcript has a single exon. The record is from RefSeq and is a predicted model, not a curated record.